CAGCUGUUGCAGCUACAGUGGUUUGUUGAUAAACGCCACGCCCCCCUCUUUCCACAAGAAACUAUUCAAAUUCGACGAAUGCCACUUAUAAGUGGCAGCAGAUGGUCAUAGGGAAGCCUGGAAUACGUGGAUAGUACACUCAGGUAAAGAGUGUACAACUUACGUUUGUUCCUAGGACGUGCCAGCGUACAUUCGCGCACGCGAGCUAAAAGCGAAGGCGAAAGGCUCGAUUAUUGCUCGCUUUAGCCUCCUUUCCCUUUGUCUGACCACCGCUCCCUCAGGUAAAGAGUCCACUGUUCUUUCCUCGCGCAUCAAGAAAAUGCCUCCCAAAAGGAAAAUCCGCAUUAACUCGUCCCGUGGAAAUGAAAAAAAUCAAAGCGAGCAUCAAAACUGGAACAGUAACGGCGAGGAAAUUAAUGGCAGUAACUUCCCAUUGAAGCAUGGUUCCGGCUCGGACUUUGAGGUGGUUUUGACUGGGAAAAAACGUCGAAUUGAAAGCAAACAAGAGCAUUCUGCGGAAAGCAUGCAGCAUAAUCUCAAUGUUACUGAGCCGAGGGGUGCCACCGAUUUUGAUUCAGGCUUGGGACAGUUGCUUUCACUCAACAACAUGCUAUACAAUAAUGUAUUAAAGGAAAUCCUGGACCGUCUCAAAAGCAUACAAGAGGCACAGAAGGCUAUGGAGGAAUGGCAGAAGGAUAGGGACGAGGAGAUCUGCUCAAGGCUCGACAAAAUUGACAAUGAACUGGAGGCACUGCAGAAUGGUACCCUCACAAAAAGAGAAUCCAGUGCGGACUGUGGCCAGUGGCCAACAAAAGUUAUACCGCUAAAUCCAUUUACUCUAGGAUCCGAGCUUGAAGCAUUGGAGAAAAGACUUCAAGACGAUGAGAAUCUUAAAAGAAUGGUCAAAGAAUUUGAAAAUUUGAAUGCCAACGACUACGAGAAAUACAUUCGAAUGUGUUGGCGUAAACUAUUUGUGGAUGAGCUGGCGGAGAAAUAUUGCUGGAGGGGAACCACGACAAAGAAGUGCAUUAGGCCCCUCUCCAUUACCCUAGCUAUUCGAAGUGCGAGUAGAAAAAAAUAUCCCAAUUUUGAAGAGUCCGUUUUCGAAAGGGCUUCGCAGAAAUUCUUCCAAUAUGCACAUGACCGUCUUAUGAAACUCGCCAACUAUGCGACGAAAGCAAAGAAAGUAAAUCAAGACGAUCCAUUGGCUAUCUCAACUUCUGAUAAUUCUUAAACUACAACAGUUUGGGGUUGCAGAAUCCGUUCUAUAUUUAAGUGGUUUUGAAGUAGAUGAAAGCAGCUGCGCAGAACAGGAAAUAGAGUUGAACAAGCGCUGAGUGUAAGAAGUCUUGAUCCAACAGUGAGCCAGAACGCCAUGUGCCUCUUUGAAGUAUUGUUAUGAAAGAUGGAACUUUAAUGCACUUUUUAUAUAUUAGAUAGAAAUAUAAUUAUACAAAUUACCAAUUAGAAGAAAA
Molecule: messenger RNA, 1475 nt
Organism: Drosophila obscura
Lineage: Eukaryota; Metazoa; Arthropoda; Insecta; Diptera; Drosophilidae
Exons: 5
Coding region: 320-1234 (304 amino acids)
Source: RefSeq, a predicted model, not a curated record